UUUCAAAUGUCGCUCCUGUAGCUUCAGCAUUGGAAUCUGGAAGCUUUCAUUCUCCUGUUGAUGAAAAGUUGAUUUUGAAGUUUGUGGUUGAAGAGAUGCUGAUUGGUCACGCAGAUCACAUAUCGGAGUCAAGAUCAUUGAAGGAUCAGAUACUUGGCUACUCUGGGUCUGAAUUAAGUGAUGAUGAAGAGGAAGAUUGUUUGGAACAGAUACUAUACUCAGCAUCCUUUGAAGAGCUUGCAAGCAAUUACGUUAAAUAUGACACGGUCAUAUGGCUUGCUAUAUCAUUACUUCUAGUUUUAGCUUGGGGAAUUGGCCUUCUUAUGUUGCUUUACCUGCCCAUCAGGAGAUAUGUGCUUCAAAAGGAUUUGUCUUCUCGCAGAUUAUAUGUUACAUGUACCGAAGUAGUUUACAAGGUAUCAAGACCUUCAUUUAUACCAUUUUGGGGGACUGUAACAAUUGAGAGGCGUGUACCUCUUUCUCUGGUCAUUGAUAUUAUCAUUGAACAAGGUACUGAUGCAGGCAUACCAUAA
Messenger RNA from Glycine soja, 533 nucleotides. RefSeq lists its product as uncharacterized. The record is from RefSeq and is a predicted model, not a curated record. The transcript has 3 exons. NCBI's taxonomy places the organism in Eukaryota, Viridiplantae, Streptophyta, Magnoliopsida, Fabales, Fabaceae. The coding region runs from base 96 to 533 and encodes 145 amino acids.